Messenger RNA from Erigeron canadensis, 1277 nucleotides. Its product is annotated as BOI-related E3 ubiquitin-protein ligase 1-like. Lineage: Eukaryota; Viridiplantae; Streptophyta; Magnoliopsida; Asterales; Asteraceae. The record is from RefSeq and is a predicted model, not a curated record. Gene Ontology annotation, molecular function: ubiquitin-protein transferase activity. The transcript is spliced from 4 exons. Bases 162 to 1157 code for a protein of 331 amino acids.
AUCAGUUACUACUUACUUUUCUCUCUCUCCCCAUCCAUAUACAUACAUCUCUAUAUAUCUAUCUAUAUCUAUACAUCUGUAUCUAUAUAUCUACAAAUUCUUCAAUCAGAUCACUCUUCAUCGUCUCAAGGCAAAUUGUUGGUGGACUGUUACCGUAAAAGAUGUUGGGAGGAAAUAACACUAAUUCGUUAGCACCCGUCUAUCUUGACGAGAAUCUUUUUCAAUAUCCUUCAAACCAGUUGCAGUUAUUUGGAAAUGUACCAGCCACUGGUAAUGUUGAUCCAGUAAAAUAUUCGGGUAGAGAGCAUAAUAACCCUGCUUUUACUUCUAAUAAACGACAAAGGGAACCCGAGGCUAAUUUAAUGCAGAAGAAGCUUCAAAUGUCCUUUAACCACAGCUUCUAUAAUGAAGAGUCAGAUAGAAGAGCAAGCAUUCCAAACCCACAUCAUGUAUCUACUGGUUUAAGACUGUCAUAUGAUGAUGAGGAACGCAACUCUUCAAUUACCUCAGCAAGUGGAAGCAUGACAGCAACUCCAUCUCUGAUGUCAUCCUUCGGUGAUAGUGUCACAACUGAACUUGACCGUCAGAAUGAGGAACUUGAAAGAUUCAUCAUGCUUCAGGGAGAAAGUAUGUUGAAAGGGGUGAAAGAUAUAAGACAGAGACACAUGACUUCGUUCCUGGCUUCCAUUGGCAAAGGGAUAGACAAGAAGAUACGUGAGAAAGAGCUUGAGAUAGAAACAAUAAACCGGAAAAACACAGAACUCGUGGAGAGAAUAAAACAAGUGGCAAAUGAAGCCCAAAAUUGGCACUACAGAGCAAAAUACAAUGAGUCGGUAGUUAAUAUGUUGAGAACAAAUCUGCAGCAGGCACUGGCACAAGGAAAUGACCAACAACUCAAAGAAGGAUUCGGUGAUACAGAUUUAGAAAAUGAUGCCGUGUCAUCUAUUGACCCUAACAAGUACCUUGGAAUAGCAAAUACGACCAGAAAGGGUCAUAAUGAUGGUAUGAUAUGCCGAGCAUGCCAUGCAAAGGAGGUAUCGAUUCUGGUGAUGCCGUGUAGACACUUGAGUCUGUGUAAAGAUUGCGAGAGGGUCGCAAGUGUCUGUCCGGUAUGCCAAGUUGUGAAAACCAUUGGUGUUGAAGUGUAUAUGUCGUAAAUUAUCAACAUCAAUGGUUAUGAUGUCUCUGAAAGUUUAACUUGUGAAAGGAAGUAAUCAUUGUAUACAUUUUGCUUGCUCAUAUAUACCAUAAUCAUCCAAGCUGAUUAUAAAACCAUA